Molecule: messenger RNA, 312 nt
Organism: Phycomyces blakesleeanus NRRL 1555(-)
Lineage: Eukaryota; Fungi; Mucoromycota; Mucoromycetes; Mucorales; Phycomycetaceae
Exons: 3
Coding region: 1-312 (103 amino acids)
Cellular component (GO): mitochondrion
Molecular function (GO): structural constituent of ribosome
Source: RefSeq, a predicted model, not a curated record
AUGAAUGUCGCUCGUCAAGUUUUGUCAACAAUCACCCCAAAACCCUCCGUCUUUUCCAAAGGAGGACACAAUCUCUAUGAGACCUUGAGCGUUCUCCCUAAUUAUGGCGUUGGUAGCCGAGUGGUACCAAACAAGUUUCUCAACAACCCCACAUUAAACGACAGUUAUUAUGAGGUUACAAAGGUUCACUUAAAGCCUGGAUUAGCACAUGGCCGUGCUUGGGGCGUUCAGGUUCUCAAGGGUCGUACUAUGGCUGAUGGAAAACCUGUGGAGAUUAGAGGUGGACUCAAGUUCAAGUGGACUCAAGCAUAA